Anopheles cruzii is the source of this 755-nucleotide messenger RNA. Its product is annotated as gamma-glutamylcyclotransferase-like. The coding region runs from base 56 to 607 and encodes 183 amino acids. The transcript is spliced from 3 exons. NCBI's taxonomy places the organism in Eukaryota, Metazoa, Arthropoda, Insecta, Diptera, Culicidae. Gene Ontology annotation, molecular function: gamma-glutamylcyclotransferase activity. The record is from RefSeq and is a predicted model, not a curated record.
UUGCGGUGCUAGGGAAACAAAAAAAGUUUCUGUUUUGUUAGCUUGUCUGGUUGAAAUGACGACGGCAACGGCGGGAACAUUCCAUUAUUUUGCCUACGGAAGUAAUCUUCUUGCUAAAAGGAUACACAUUCAAAACCCAUCCGCAGUGCGGAAAGGAUUCGGUUAUCUUCAGAACUACGGUCUAGACUUUUUCCACUAUGCUGCACGUUGGCGAGGGGCGCCAGCCACGAUAGUUGAGCAUCCGGAAGCGCAAGUGUGGGGAGCGAUAUGGGAAAUUGAUAACAGUAAUCUAGCGGAUCUGGACCGCCAGGAAGGUGUUCAUAACAGCGUUUACAAGCCGCUUACUCUGCCAGUAAUAUUACCGACAGGCGGAACGCUAGAUUGUCGAGUGUAUCAGCUAGUGAACAACCCUUGCCACUUGAAUUCGACUGAGGAUAGGCCCUUCGAAAGGCAACCCUCGAAAACCUACAUGAACAUUAUAGUAAACGGAGCCAAAGAAACUGGUUUGCCAAAUGGAUAUAUUGAAUUACUGAAAAACGUAAAGCACAAUGGAAAUAGCGGCGAUCCGCAACUGUCGCUUGAGUUAGAGAAACCAAUAGAAGAUUGAUUUUUUAAGCUAAAUUUCGACUUUCAUUCCCAAGUUCCCAAGUUCCAAUUUUUCUCGUUCGUGCGAAAAUUUAAAUUUAGCUCUAACUAUAAAAAACAGGUAAAACUUCCUAUCACAAAGAGAAUACUUUUCUCAACAACAAAGAAGG